AUGGCUAUGCUGUACGUGUAUAUCCCUUCUAUCCCGUCGACACAGCGAAAGCUCGUUCUACACAUCUACGGGAGAGGGAUGGCUAUGGGUGAGGUGCCCUCCAACAAUCUGACGCCAUUUAACUCCCGUGGAGGAUUGCUAUGCUGCUCUUCACUCGAUGGUGCCAACUCAUUUGACAUCGAUAUUGAACCGAGUCACAUUUCUAUCUCAGAUAAAAGUGCUGACGGCGGUUUUGUCGCGGGUGUUGCCCUCCUGGCACACGAUAGGGCUCUAUUUCCGCCGCUCGCAAAGCAGUUCCUCGUCUAUCCGAUGCAGGAUGAUCGGAAUACGGUGUCCAACAAAUCAAAUGAAGCUUUCGCUAUCCAGAGAACAGCCGACAGCGUCGCUGCCUGGGCCACCGUCCUAGGUGAAUAG
This is a messenger RNA of Penicillium macrosclerotiorum, 414 nucleotides long. RefSeq lists its product as uncharacterized. Lineage: Eukaryota; Fungi; Ascomycota; Eurotiomycetes; Eurotiales; Aspergillaceae. The record is from RefSeq and is a predicted model, not a curated record. The coding region runs from base 1 to 414 and encodes 137 amino acids. The transcript has 2 exons.